Molecule: messenger RNA, 6266 nt
Organism: Apodemus sylvaticus (European woodmouse)
Lineage: Eukaryota; Metazoa; Chordata; Mammalia; Rodentia; Muridae
Gene: Ralbp1
Product: ralA binding protein 1
Exons: 10
Coding region: 195-2141 (648 amino acids)
Biological process (GO): endocytosis; positive regulation of GTPase activity; small GTPase-mediated signal transduction
Cellular component (GO): membrane
Molecular function (GO): small GTPase binding; GTPase activator activity
Source: RefSeq, a predicted model, not a curated record
AGGCGGAGGCUGGGCGGGGUGGGAAUGGGGCUCCCGCGGCAGGCCAGGGGGGCAGCGCAGGAGGCGGCGGUUGUGGCGGAAGCGUGAGUGCGAGGAGGCGGCGGCUGCAGCGGAGCGGACGGUCGCUCGGCGGCAGGCACUGGUGUAAUGGAUAGGUAACAGGAGACCGCUUCCUUCCUCGUCAGGGCGUCAGCAUGACCGAGUGCUUCCUGCCCCCCACCAGCAGCCCUAGUGAACACCGCAGGGCAGAGCAUGGCAGCGGGCUGACCCGGACCCCUAGCUCAGAGGAGAUCAGCCCUACAAAGUUUCCUGGAUUGUACCGGACUGGCGAGCCCUCACCUCCCCAUGACGUCCUCCAUGAGCCUCCUGAUGCAGUGUCGGACGAUGAGAGAGACCAUGGGAAGAAGAAAGGGAAAUUUAAGAAGAAGGAGAAAAGAACUGAAGGCUAUGCUGCCUUCCAGGAAGACAGCUCUGGAGAUGAAGCUGAAAGCCCUUCCAAGGUGAAGAGGUCCAAGGGAAUCCACGUGUUCAAAAAGCCCAGCUUCUCUAAAAAGAAGGAAAAGGAUUUUAAAAUCAAAGAAAAGCCCAAAGAAGAAAAGCAUAAAGAGGAAAAGCACAAAGAGGAAAAGCAUAAAGAAAAGAAAUCUAAAGACUUGACAGCAGCCGAUGUCGUUAAACAGUGGAAGGAAAAGAAGAAAAAGAAGAAGCCAGCUCAGGAGCCAGAGGUGCCUCAGGUGGACGCCCCGAGCCUCAAGCCCAUUUUUGGCGUUCCCUUGGCCGACGCAGUAGAGAGGACCAUGAUGUACGACGGCGUGCGGCUGCCAGCUGUUUUCCGCGAGUGUGUGGACUACAUGGAGAAGCAUGGCAUGAAGUGUGAGGGCAUCUACCGCGUGUCAGGAAUCAAAUCAAAGGUAGAUGAGCUAAAAGCAGCCUAUGACCGAGAGGAGUCUCCGAACUUGGAAGAACAUGAGCCUAACACUGUGGCCAGCCUGCUGAAGCAGUAUCUGCGAGACCUGCCGGAGAAUUUGCUUACCAAAGAGCUUAUGCCCCGAUUUGAAGAGGCUUGUGGGAGGACCACAGAGAUGGAGAAAGUGCAGGAGCUCCAACGCUUGCUCAGGGAACUGCCGGAGUGCAACCAUCUUCUGCUUUCCUGGCUCAUUGUGCACAUGGACCACGUCAUUGCGAAGGAGCUAGAAACAAAGAUGAACAUCCAGAACAUCUCUAUAGUGCUGAGCCCAACCGUCCAGAUCAGCAACCGAGUCCUGUACGUGCUCUUCACACAUGUGCAAGAGCUCUUUGGCACUGUGGUCCUGAAGCAAGUAACAAGACCUCUGCGUUGGUCCAACAUGGCCACAAUGCCCACGCUGCCAGAGACCCAAGCAGGCAUCAAGGAAGAGAUCAGGAGACAGGAGUUCCUUCUGAAUUGUUUACAUCGAGAUCUGCAGGGCGGGAUAAAGGACUUAUCUAAAGAAGAAAGAUUAUGGGAAGUACAGAGGAUUCUGACUGCCCUCAAGAGAAAGCUGAGGGAAGCUAAAAGACAAGAGUGUGAAACCAAGAUUGCACAGGAGAUAGCCAGUCUUUCGAAAGAGGAUGUUUCCAAAGAAGAAAUGAAUGAAAACGAAGAAGUUAUAAAUAUCCUUCUUGCCCAGGAGAAUGAGAUCCUGACUGAGCAGGAGGAACUCCUGGCCAUGGAGCAGUUUUUGCGUCGUCAGAUUGCCUCGGAGAAAGAAGAGAUCGACCGCCUCCGAGCUGAGAUUGCGGAGAUCCAGAGCCGCCAGCAGCACGGCCGCAGUGAGACGGAGGAGUACUCGUCUGACAGCGAGAGUGAGAGCGAGGAUGAGGAGGAGCUGCAGAUCAUUCUGGAAGACCUGCAGAGGCAGAACGAGGAGCUGGAGAUAAAGAACAAUCACUUGAACCAAGCAGUUCAUGAGGAACGGGAGGCCAUCAUUGAGCUUCGAGUGCAGCUCCGGCUGCUCCAGAUGCAGCGAGCCAAGUCUGAGCAGCAGCUACAGGAGGAGGAGGAGCCCGAGAGGCGAGGGGGCACAGGCCCGCCGCCCUGUGACGGUGUCCUCGAGGUGAGAGCGGCCAAGGAGCAGGCAAAGCCGUCACCCAGCAAAGACCGGAAGGAGACCCCCAUCUGAGCUGCUGGCUGGCUGGGCCCUGUGCAUCGUACUGUAAGCGAGAGUCGGCGCCUUCCUGCUGGACAUUCUGUGACUGCUCAGAGAUGCCCCCUCUUGCACACGUCUGGCUCUGUGUCAGGCUCAGGCCCUGGGAGGGUGAAGCAGGGGACAUAUGGGGAGCUUGCAGGGAACACAGGCAUUUCCAGAUAGUGUCAGCUUAUUUGAAAAUUAAUUUUCUUUGUUAAAAAUAACUAUUUUAACCUUUGAGUGGCUUGUUUUUAAACCAAAAAAAAAUUUUUUUUUUGCCUUUUUUUUUAAAUCACAGCAGAAUCAGGAUUUCUUUCUUAUCAAAGGGUAGGAACCAAACCAGGCCGCUUCUGCGCCUGCUUGUGGGCGCUCGUGGUCUCACCAGCUCUGCGGGGCCUCUGGCCACUCUUGCUUGUGCCUUCCACACCUUUUGGUGCAGAUUGUUCCGUGGGGAGCUGCCUCAUAUUCUCUGACUGGCCAAAAAGGCUCUCGCCGGGGUUCCCUGGACCUGCCCUGGACCACUUUGCUUUUCCAGUUCCAAGUCAAGCCUGUCAGUGUGAGUCAGGACAGCCCAGUCCAGUUGCAGACAGGUUCCCACGCAGCCUGCCACCAGCCUGGGCAGUGCAAGCCACUCCUCACUGCCAGGGAUCAGCGAAGGCCUCCUCUCUGAGGUGGUCACCUGACCACCUUGACCCUGAGGCGCUGCUCAGGAUGCUUCUCAAACCAGAGCCCUUUCCAUAGUGACCUUCCAGGAAGCCACAGUGACUUCAGUUGCUAGGAUACAUGGACCUCUGCCGGGAUAAGCCAUGUGGGUGCUCUCACGCAGAGCUUUUGCCUUUGCGUGUCACCUCAAGGGCUGCUUAGGGACUGACAGGGUGGAGCGGAAGGAAGGAAGAAAAGAAAGAAAGCGGUAGCUGUGAUUGACCCCACCUGGUGUUUGCUUCUAACUCUGUGACUGCUCCCCAGUGUCUGGGAGGCCUGCCUUUUAGGCAACCAGAUUUCGGAUGGAUGAGUGGCCCCCACGGAGGUCCCCUGUGGCUCUGAAGACAAAUCCCACACUCUAAAAUGAGCAACAAACCCACAGGAGGGCUCUGGCCUCCUCCUAGUUAGUAUUUAUUUCAGCACCUAUUUUUGUGCGAUUUUUCGUUAGCCUCUACCUAUUGCACUGUUGUGACUUGUUGGCCAUUAUUUGAUUUUUGUACGGAAAAAAAGCUUUGUUAUAGAAAUCAGCAUACUAUUUUUUUAAAUCUGGAGAGAAGAUAUUAUGGUGACUGGAAAUAUGGUCAGGUGUCAAAUAUAAAUGUACAAACGCCUUGCUGCAUCCCGUCAGGUGUACAACAUCCACUUUAUAUUUGCUGGCAAUAUUGAAGAAUUCUUUUUGUUUGUGUAAACUCUAAUUUCUAUCAAGGUAUCAUGGGUUUUUAAAAUUAGUACUUCAUUACAAAUGUCUCAAUGUUGGUUAACUAAUUUUUGCCAGGACCAUUAUUGAUCAAGGAAAUAAAUACAACAGCCAUUUGAGAAAAAAAAAAGGCUUUUUAUUAUACAUUAUUUUCUUUGAAAUAAUUGCAUAGGCAGCAUCUGGUGCAGAGUCAGUGGAAAGUAUGUGGGGUACCUUAUUCCACCUGACUUCCCGCCGUGCUCCCCACAGUGCUCCCUGCUGUGCUGUGCUGUGCUGUGCUGUGCUGUGCUGUGCGCGGCCCUCCUGUAUGCUCUCAGCAAUCCUCUCACCUCACUUGCUGCUGCUGACUGGAAGGGUUUGCUCAGACUGAGUGCAGAUCUUGAACAUGACCGUUUGCAUUGCUGUUGGGAAUGUUUCCCUUCUAGGUCAAGUCUAGACCGGUCUUGGCCCAGUUGUUAGAGUUUUACAGGUUUGCACUGUGUGAACUGAGGACUUAGGGCAGCUAGCGUGCUGGAGAUGCCUGACAAACGUCUGGACUCUCCAGCUUGUAUAGUAACUGUCCUGCAGAAUUUAUGUUGGUUUACGGAAGGUUCCAGAGACCCUGCUGUGACAUUUAGCUUCAGUGAGGGAUCUGGGGAUGGCGUGUGAUGAGGAUGAGCUCCCAGGCAGGGACCCGUGGCUCUCAGGUCCCUCUGCAGUUGACUGUGGACUGAACAGCCCCGGGCCUGAGGUUCCGAGUGUAGAUGGCAGUGUCUGUGUAUGGAGCCAGGAGUGCUGGGGGCACCUGUAGUUCCACCUUAGCAGAAAUGAGAACCCCGCAAGUGUGAUAGUCAGCUGCUCUAGGGGAGUCAGUGAGCUCUGGCUUUAGAGGCCAGCCCUCUCUCAAAAAGGAAAGGACAGUGAUGGGGGCACCAAUAUCAGCUUGCUCAUUGCACACAGCACACCCUGCUGGUGGAUCCGGCCGAAGACUGGGCUUCUGGAGCCUUCCUCCAGGGCCUUUUGCUGAUGUUCAUUCGUCUGGGUGUGAUCUAAGCUUAGUUGGUGCUCUUCAGUGGAGGCACAAACCGGAGACCCAUGAGCUUACCCACUGUGAGCAUCGCCUCUGGGACGUCAGGAGACCCAGGACGUAAGGACCAAGGGGCAGGGUCCUUCAAUUCCCACAUCCAGGCUCCCUCAGUAAGCUGCUGCUGCUGUGUCCAUGCCCCCACUCCCCAACCCCAGCCUGGACACUUGUUCCCUAUAAUCUGGGGUUUUGUCACCAUGCAACUAGUAGACCCAUGAGGGGUUGCUCUAGUUUGACAGAGGAAAGAGGAUUGGCUUCAUUUGCAGUGAGCUGUAGUUAAUUUUUAAAAAAUUUUCACAUCUGCUCAGUACCACGUCCUCUGGUGAUGGCUUCAGCAAGGUGCAGGCUCCUGCCCGUCUUUUGGUGUGUGUGUAUUUCAGGUGAGGGAACCCUUGGUAUCUGGUAGUGCUGGGGUUUGGGCUUCUUGGCUGUGAAAAAUGGCUUUCAGGAAGGCACAGGAAAUCUGUAGCUUGCAUGCCUUUCUUCACCUCUAGUAAGCAAUUUUAUCCUGUAGGGCUUCAUUUCUCAUUGACAAAAAAGAAAAUCCUGAUUUCAAAAAGGUUUAUUAGAUUUAGUGCCUAGGGUAGGGCUUUAAGGUACAGAUAUUUCCUCACCGAGGAUGUGAUGUGCAUCAUGUCAUGAAGUGCCAGGGGACAGUCAAUGCAGUGCCAACAGCUUUUGAUUUUGUGUGCUGUUGUAUGUCUAUCGUAUGUACAGCCGUUGUCUGUCUGUUAUGUAUGUCUAUUGUAGGAAAAUCUGUUAUUGUAUGAAUGGUGCGUGGGGACCAGAGGUGACAUUGGGUGUCUUUUCUCAAUUGUCAUUUUUAGUAUUAAAUGUCUUUUUACAUAGCAAGUAGAAUAUAUAUCUUAUUCUUAUGGGAUCUCAUAUAUAACACACUUUGGUCCUGUCACCUCAGUCCCUCUGUGUGUCUGUCCUUCUUUGUGUAUUUGAGAAGAGACUGCUGUACAGAUGCCCUAGUCCUCUGGCUUGGCCUCUCCUCUCUCCGCCAUCACGUUCUCUGGCCUCCAGUGUACAAGCCUUAUUGCAGAUUGGGUUGAGCACCGUACAGUCCAUCUCUGCAUGUUCACCAGCUGUGGCUUUCUGUAAUCUCUGCCUGCUGCAAAGCGAAACAUCUGCUGAUCUGUGGGUAUGAGGAUGAGUCUAGAAUGACCCUGGUGAGGAAAGUGACUGCAGGUUCUGUGUCCUCAUCAGGCAUAGGUACCCGGCUGAGUUCAGGCAUGAAUUCUCCAUUAAGUGGGCUUUACGUCCAACAAGGCGACUGUUGGUUUCCCAUAGGAUAUAUGAGCCAUUAUUUCGACAUGUUGGUCACUCAUGUAUCAUAGCGGGGAUGGCGCUGAUGAUAGCUUCCCUGUGAGCAGCUUGCACAAGUCCAUCUUGAGAGCUAGUCCCCAGUGAGGGGGCUUCCAGAUUAAAUCCAGAUCAGUUCUUGAAAAUCUGUUGGAAGUGUGUGGUGCCUUCAGCAGGGGGUCUUGUCUUUUUCUCUGGGUGGCGUAAAGAGCAACCACACGGCCUGUACAGUUUGGGGAUACCUUGGACUCCCCAUGGCCAGCACUGGGGUCUUGUCAGAUGUUCUGUGUAUUUUGGAGGAAGUGUCACUCUAACUGGCAAAAGUUCCAUUAAACUACAUAUGAACUUA